Molecule: messenger RNA, 7096 nt
Organism: Columba livia (rock pigeon)
Lineage: Eukaryota; Metazoa; Chordata; Aves; Columbiformes; Columbidae
Gene: CBL
Product: Cbl proto-oncogene
Exons: 16
Coding region: 225-2936 (903 amino acids)
Biological process (GO): cell surface receptor signaling pathway; negative regulation of epidermal growth factor-activated receptor activity
Cellular component (GO): membrane raft; plasma membrane
Molecular function (GO): calcium ion binding; ubiquitin protein ligase activity; receptor tyrosine kinase binding
Source: RefSeq, a predicted model, not a curated record
CAAUCAGCGCGCGGCGUGGCCGGGGCGGAGGGCGGAGCGUCGCUGUAGCCGGGCGCCCCCGCCGCCGCCACCGCCCGUGGCUCCCGCUGCCGCCGCCUGCCCGGCCCGGCCCUGCCCGCGGGAGCGCCCCCACGCCCGCUUGUCCUGCAGGGCCGCGGCCCGGUGCCGGACGGGGGCGACGGGCUGGGUGAGGGCGCGCUCACGGCCGCCCCCGCGUCGCCCUCAUGUCGGCGCCGCUGAAGAAGGGCCCCGGGGGGCUGAUCGGGCUGAUGAAGGACGCCUUCCAGCCGCACCACCACCACCUCGGCCCGCACCAGCCCGGCACCGUGGACAAGAAGAUGGUGGAGAAGUGCUGGAAGCUCAUGGACAAGGUGGUGCGUUUGUGUCAGAACCCGAAACUGGCGUUGAAGAACAGCCCACCCUAUAUCCUAGACCUGCUACCUGAUACCUACCAGCAUCUCCGAACCAUCCUGUCCCGCUACGAGGGGAAGAUGGAGACCCUGGGGGAAAACGAGUAUUUCCGCGUGUUCAUGGAGAACCUGAUGAAGAAAACCAAGCAGACCAUCAGCCUCUUCAAGGAGGGGAAAGAGCGGAUGUACGAGGAGAACUCUCAGCCUAGGCGUAACCUGACGAAGUUAUCCCUGAUAUUCAGCCAUAUGCUGGCAGAACUCAAAGGUAUUUUCCCAAGCGGCCUGUUCCAGGGAGACACGUUCCGGAUCACCAAGGCAGAUGCUGCAGAAUUUUGGAGAAAAGCUUUCGGUGAAAAGACUAUCGUUCCUUGGAAGAGCUUCCGUCAAGCCUUGCAUGAAGUGCACCCAAUCAGUUCAGGGCUGGAAGCCAUGGCCCUCAAGUCAACAAUCGACUUGACGUGCAAUGACUACAUUUCAGUAUUUGAGUUUGAUAUCUUCACGCGACUUUUUCAGCCAUGGUCCUCUUUGCUCAGGAACUGGAAUAGCCUAGCGGUGACUCAUCCUGGUUAUAUGGCAUUCCUAACGUAUGAUGAGGUGAAAGCCCGGCUUCAGAAAUUCAUUCACAAACCUGGCAGUUAUAUUUUCCGAUUGAGUUGUACACGGCUCGGUCAGUGGGCCAUUGGCUACGUCACUGCAGAUGGGAACAUUCUCCAGACAAUCCCCCACAACAAACCUCUUUUUCAAGCACUGAUUGAUGGCUUCAGGGAAGGCUUUUAUUUAUUUCCUGAUGGCCGGAAUCAGAAUCCUGACUUGACUGGCUUGUGUGAGCCCACACCUCAGGACCACAUUAAAGUUACACAGGAACAAUAUGAAUUGUAUUGCGAGAUGGGCUCCACGUUUCAGCUGUGUAAAAUAUGUGCUGAAAAUGACAAGGACGUGAAGAUCGAACCGUGUGGCCAUCUGAUGUGCACGUCCUGUCUCACUGCGUGGCAGGAAUCGGAAGGCCAAGGUUGUCCUUUUUGCCGCUGUGAAAUCAAAGGCACGGAGCCAAUCGUAGUAGACCCGUUCGACCCCAGAGGAGGAGGAGGAUUGUCACGACAAGGGGCAGAAGGAACUCCCUCACCUAAUUACGAUGACGAUGAUGACGACAGAGCUGAUGAUUCCCUCUUCAUGAUGAAAGAACUCGCUGGUACCAAAGUUGAGCGUCCUCCUUCUCCAUUCUCGGUAGCUCCGCAGGCCACCCUGCCUCCCGUGCCGCCGCGACUGGAUCUUUUGCAGCAGCGAGUGUCCAAUCCGCCUGGGGCUUCCAGCCCUGGGACCACUUCAAAGGCUGCACCUGGGACUCUUCACAAGGAUAAGCCUUUGCCGAUCCCACCCACGCUCAGAGAUCUCCCACCGCCUCCACCUCCGGACAGGCCACAUCCCAUAGGGACCGAAGGUCGACCGCAGAGACGUCCCCUGCCCUGCACUCCAGGAGAUUGUCCUUCGAGAGAAAAGCCACCCCCCGUGCCCUCCAACCGUCAGGCGGAUCUGUGGCCAUCCAGGCCGAUUCCAAAAGCCCCACCUGUGGCUCUCAGCCCUGCUGACCCUUGGGCUGGGAGAGAACUGUCGAACAGACACUCGCUUCCCUUUUCCUUGCCCUCGCAGAUGGACUCCAGGGCUGACAGCCAUCGGCUUGGGAGCACGCUCAGCCUGGACAACCCAGUGAAUUUAAACACUGGUCCACCAACAACCCCAGAGUGUGAACACCCCAAAAUUAAACCCUCCUCAUCUGCCAAUGCGAUCUACUCCUUAGCUGCCAGACCACUGCCUGUACCAAAACUGCCUCCUGGGGAACAGUCUGAAAGCGAUGAAGACACUGAAUACAUGUCACCAUCUUCUCUGCCUGUGGUGCCUCCAGGUCCUGCUGUACAAAAACCAGAGAUCAAAAUGCCUUUGGAAAUGACUCAGAGUUUACGAGUUCCAGACUGCAACCAGCAGACGGAUGGCUCUAUGUAUGAAGCAAUGUACAACAUCCACUCCCAAGCAGCAUCCUCUGCUUUCGAGCCUGUCAACAACUCCGAUGAAGGGGAUCUGGCAGCAGCCGCUGCCAGCAACGGCCCCGAAGAGUCAGAAAAUGAAGAAGAUGGUUAUGAUGUCCCCAAACCACCGCUACCAGCUGUUAUUGCUCGUCGCACACUGUCUGAUAUCUCCAAUGCCACGCCUGCCUUCAGCCGAAUGUCUUUGGAAAAUGACCCUGUAACAGGUUUUGCAGAUAGCUCUCAAGCUCCAGAAAGGCCACCGAAGCCACUACCACGGCGAAUAAAUUCCGAGCGGAAAGCAGGGAGCUGCCAAACAGGCGGAGCCGGCAGUGGGACCAGCGCAUCGCUGCAACUCUCCAGUGAGAUCGAGAACCUAAUGAGCCAAGGCUACUCAUAUCAGGACAUUCAGAAAGCACUGGUCAUUGCACAUAACAAUAUUGAAAUGGCCAAGAAUAUUCUCCGGGAGUUUGUUUCCAUUUCCUCUCCUGCACAUGUGGCCACAUAGCACAUUACCUCCACACCUUCUGUGGACCAACUGCCUGGGCAGCUGUAGCCCAGCUGUGCACCAAAGGGGAAGGGGGUUCCUUUAGAGACUUCGUGCUGAGGUCUGUCCUGCCUCUUACGAGAAUCAGUUGUCAGGUUUUUGUGGUUCCAGAUUUCAAAGCAGUGGAAUGAAAUGGAGCAGAAUGGUCUUUUAUACAGUGUAUGUCUUGGAGUCCUUUACCCCUACCUCUUGUUUGAGAGAACAGAUUUAUUUCCAGGGUGUUGGCAGAGAAAGGUAUCACAACAAGGGAUCCCCAAGCUGAUGCCCUGGAGGCUGGGGGGAGUGUUUUGUGCUGUGAAUUCUAAGUGAAUGCUCUGAGAAACAAAGUCUCGAGGUCAGUGUGGUGUGUCCUGUGGUUCAUGGUACUGGGUCUGGAUCUGUUUGCUGCUGUGUGUCUGGCUCAGGCUUUUUAGAGCGGCUGGGAGGUCCUUUUCUGCUGGGAAUAAAUAAGAGACCUUGGAAGAAUCUUUUGGUUACUUCCCGUUUGCCGUGGCGUUUCCUUCUUGCCUGUAAUAAUAGCACUUACUGCUUAUGAUUCAAGUCCUCCCCUUUUGCCUGAGAUAGCUUCUGUCAGGCAUUUUGAUCUUGGCAGUGCUGGGAGCUGGAUUUCUCUCGCGUGUCCUCUUGCCAGCAGCACUGGUAGCACCAGAUUCCAGGCAGCCAGACGUACUGGAAGUUUUAAGUGGUUUUGAGAGGUGGGAGAAGGUGGGAAUCAUUUGAGCGAGAGCAAAGAACUGGCUGCUGCUUCUCCUUCUUUAGCCUCGAGCAUUUUGUGCCUCAAUGCUCAGACUUGACUGUGGCCCUGCUGGGCUUGAGCAGCUGUCACUGGACACUCCCAUGCGCUCUUUCUCUAGGAGUGUUGCACGUGGUAAAUAUAAUUCUUUAUUUAUCUUAAUUGCAUGGUGGCUGUCUCAGACUAGUGGCCUUCACGCACAUUCCAUCAUCUCUUUCCGAGAGCUCUUGCGGGAGCCAACUGUCUUUGUGCCGGGCUGUUUUGUGGAAUCGGUAGAUGCAGCUGAUGUAUUCGUUGGUGUCUUAACCUGCUUUGCAGUAAAAGAAAUGCAGCAGUUCUCUGCACAGCUAUCAAAACAGCAUGGGGGGCUCUUUCCAUUUCCACUACUCUAAGGUAUUGCCGGAGCUUGUGUUAAAACAGAUCUGGGAAACUUGUGUGUUUGUGAAAUGAUCACACGGCUUUAGAAGUCAGUAUUCAGCUGUUAGUUUGGAAAAACCUGACUUGCAUACUCAGCUCCUUGACUCUGUUCGUAAGUGCUUGAAGUGCGAGAAGUGCAUGGUUCCUAUUGAGAGGAUUUAAAUGAAGCAGGGAUACAUGCAUCACAGCCUGACAGACAGACGGGUGCUCUGUGUAUCCUGAGAGGCUAUUAGCCUUUUGAGGUAUGUCUGGCGUUAUUUGCAUCUAAGAGCAGCAGCAGUCAUUAGGCAAAGAGUUGCAACUUGCAAUAUUGUUGGAGUGGUUAUGGCAGUUGGAUGCAGUUUGGCCUUUUAAAGAACCUCAUAGCUGGGCCCAGAUUUCAGAGAAAUGACUUGCAGUUGGCAGAGAGGAUUUAACAAGUAUUAGCAAAGAGAGCUAAGCAUAAAAGGCUUGGUUUGUGUGAAGUAUAGGUUUCUCUCUAGAAGUUUAUAAAUUGAUGUGGUGGGGUCCAGGCAGUUUAAAAGCAUGAGCUUUACUCCCUGCCUCUCUGUAGUAAAGAAGAUGUUCUCUGAAACCGUAAGGAGAUCUCUUGCAACACUUCCAGGCCACCACCACUGUUGCUAUUUUGGGGUCAGGGCUGAAACGAAGCAAUGCAGCACACUGGUGAGAUUGAUGUCAGUGGGCACGGUGCUGUGCGGCGCUGCAGAGGUCGGUCAGGCGCAGCCAAGAGCAGGGUCUGAAGGUGCUGAGUUACACAGCAGGUGAUGCCAGUGCCCGUUGCACUCGAGGAAGAAGAGCUGUUCUUCUUCCUCAGCGUGUUGGUGGGAGCUUCCAGAGGAGCGAGCCCAGCGCUGGUGCCACAGAGGCAGGAGCGUGCGGCGGCUCCGGUUGUUCUCUCACGUUACGGUUGGGAGCCUGAGCACGCAGUCCGAGUGUAUGAAACAUAUUUCCUGGCUUUGUCCUGGAGACCCAGGUAAAAACACUUUUGUGAGGGAGCAAUAUGGUUUUAUUUCCCUCUUCUUAUCUCCAGUGUAGUCUGUUGGGGUUAGAGCCACUUCACUUCUCACUUGCUGUGUAAACUCAGUGUGAGUGUGACUGGUUCUCACAGGCAGAGGUGUCGCUGCCAAGGCUGUGUAAGAGCCAAGUCCAGCCAGCUAGAAAGCCUUAACUCUUGUCUUGCACAGUGUGUGUGAUCAGAGUAGUGAUGCCCUGUCCCUUUAUUACAGGCUUGUUGUAAUGUUAAGUCACGCCUAGAGCUGUUACAGGCCUGUCUUUGGGGUUUAUGUGCCGAGAGAUGUUCCUAUGGGUAUUGUUCCAGUUGUUAGUGAUUAGAGAGAGCAGUCUUUGUGGCAUGUAUCACUAAUUUUUCUGCAUGUGUCCUUUCCGUGCACUUUUUGUGUCUCAAACUGAUUUAAGAAACUUAAGUCUUGGCUUUUCUUCUUUAGACAUACGUGCAGCAGAGUCCUGACCAUGUCUUAUGGCUGUGCUCUGUGAAGUCAGUCCAGGCACUGUACGGUGUAUUUUUCUUGUUGUUCUUUCAGAAAGGUAAGCCUAAGGUUGAUUUAUCCUUUUUUCCCUUGAUCUUUAUUCUUAAGAAGUUAACUUUAUGAUGCUAAUUUAAAAACAUCCACAACCAACGUGUCUAGUGCCUUUCUUGAAGAGAAUGCUGCAUCGCUAGGCUGGAUCUGAGUAUCCACCCCCUGUGAAAACAAUGAGCCCAAACUAGAGCAGCUGUAAAGAUGCCUUUGAGUGCGAGGCUGCUUUGGAAGGGGUGAAAAGAAGGGGUGAGAAAGAUGGGCAAUUGUCACUUCAACUAGGACACUGUGUUUUGGAGUAUUUCAGCUGUGGAGGUUCCUACUAACAACCACUGGUCUGGACUGAUGCUGUACUAAGCUUGGCGUGAAGACAGUAGAAUUGUAGGACAGGAUUGGUUUUGCUUGUAACAAAAUACAAGUUCUGCUCGUAAAAAAUGUCAGGUUUCCCCCUACCUGUCAACCGGGACGCAAAGCAAGCAAAAGACAUUUUGUACAGGCAGAGCCGGGCACAAAACGUGCGGGACCAGUCAAAGCGAGCUGCGGAAAGCAGGCGAGUGUAGUUGGUCUGUUCUGAACGGGGUUUUUGGCUGACUUGGUCCAUUCAACGCUGCCGUAGCUGGAUGGGAAUCUGAGGUGAUCCUGGCAGGGGUGCGGGGGUCUUGCCUGCUGCUCGUGUGCCCCCGCGGACGCUGAGCUUGGGGCACAGGGUGCUGGGAACCAGCGGACCUGCUCUCGCCCCCAGCAGCUUUCCGCAUGCCCUUCACUGAGCCUUUCCCUUGGGGAGCCACACAGGCUCGGACUACAGCAUGUUGCUUCCUGCACUAGACCGACUGCAUUACUGUAGCUAAUCCUGAGGCAGGGUCAUUACUGUAAACGUGUUUUUUUGUUCAUUUUCAGUUGAGCAAGAAAAAAAUGCAACUCCCAGGGCACUUUCUUAAAGGUGCCACUUAAAAAUAAGGGUCCUUAUUCCCCGCUAAUUUUUAAAAGUUCCUAAGAGAACUCUCUUUUUAAAUUCCCAGUGGGGGAGGAGCAGUUUUUCUCUCUCUUGAAUGACAAAUACCGAUUUGUAUGAUAUCAGUGUUAAAAAUGUUGAGAUUUCCACAAAAUAUUUUAAAAAAAAGUAUAAUAGUGUCAUUAAUAUAAAAUAUAAUAGCAGUAUUUAAUCCUUUCAGAUCUGUAAAGAAUAAGGAAAAACAGAAGGUAAAUAUUCUUACAGAGAGUAGCUGAGCUUUAAGGUUCACUUGGUUUAAAGUCCUCGUUUUGUUUGCAAAUGCAUUGUUAAUGUUUAGAGGUUAUACUAAUGUUAUUUAUUAAUUGUUUCCAUUCUUGUAUGCUGCCCACUAAGAGCUCCUUUGUUUGGGUUUUCAUUCACCUGUGUCAGUAAAAAGAAAACAAAAAGUUUUAUUUUUAAAUAAAAUUUCCUUUGUUGUAGCAUA